ACCCUUCGGAUCAUACGCAUCCAACGAGAAUUGGCCCAAACCAAUUCAAUCUGCAGCAGGCAGAGUCCAAGGCAAAAAGCUCUGGUUUUGUUGAUUGUUGAGAUACUGAUAUCAAUGAUUCACGAAGAGAAGAAGAUGAAGGUGAAGAAAGGAUGGCUGGCAGUGAGAGUAGGAUUGGAAGACGAAGAUGGCGGCGGCUUCCAACGCUUUGUGAUCCCCAUUUCAUAUCUCUAUCAUCCUCUCUUCAGGAGCCUUUUGGAGAAGGCCCAUGAGGUUUAUGGCUACAACGCCGCCGGCCCCCUCAGGCUUCCUUGCUCCGUCGACGAUUUUCUUCACCUCCGGUGGAUGGUUGAGAAAGAGGCCGCCGCCACCUCCCACCACCACCACCACCACCACCUUCCAGUCUCUCUCUCCUUCCACUCCUGUUAAUUACUGGAUUGCACACACACACACACAAUAUAUACACACGAUCGAUGCUUCUCUCUCUCUCUCUCUAUAUAUAUAUAUAUUAUAUCACGGUAAUCAUCAGGUUUUUGGGGAUGAUUUGUGAUAUUGUAAUAUACACGCAAGCAAUUGCGUGCCCUCUUAAUUAAAAAUGUAAGAACUUUUCACUUAUUUUCUUCA
Molecule: messenger RNA, 624 nt
Organism: Diospyros lotus (date-plum)
Lineage: Eukaryota; Viridiplantae; Streptophyta; Magnoliopsida; Ericales; Ebenaceae
Product: auxin-responsive protein SAUR32-like
Exons: 1
Coding region: 115-429 (104 amino acids)
Biological process (GO): response to auxin
Source: RefSeq, a predicted model, not a curated record